CGCUCAACCGACUGAGCCACCCAGGUGCCCCAGCUGUGCGUAUUUUAUCGUCGGCACAGGUACUGCUGGGCUGCAAAUCUGACUCCCGCAAGUCCUCACAGAGACAGAAACACGCUCCAGCUUCCAGAAAAUCACAGCCAGCCUCGUGCUCCAGAGAGGCACACCCCUUCCUACAUAGAGCCCCGAGAAGCUUCUCCUGGGCCUUGUCAGUGGGAUCUCUGUGAAUGCUGGGGGCCGGGCUAUGGAGGGCCUGCCCCAGGGCCCUCUGACACAAACCUGUGCCUUAAUGCCGAUGUGAAACUCCAUGAGACCCAAAUCGUACGGUCCAAUUAUCUAUCUCUGGGAUGCUAGAUUAAUUCCAGAGUAGAAGUUAGAAAAUUUGGGGACAGUGAAAGGCCCGCAGAACUCACGUGCCUCAACAUCGUUUCUGAAAGCUGGACACUUUAUACAAGAUUCCCCUCCAGAAAACCUGGAGGCUCAUUGGCUGAGUGGUCCAGAUCGAAGCGUUUUUAAGAGCCAGCCAGGGGCUGGGACUAAGGUCUUCAUAAGAGAGUAUAAGAGUCUGUACAACGGGGAGAGCUUCAUUCCAAGGUAGCUGCCUCAGACAUAAAAUGGGCCGUUUGCGACACCCCCCCUUAAAACCCUCAAGGCCCCCUCUUCCCCUUGGUAUGAAGCCCAACUCCUUCCCAUGGCUCACAAGCCCGAAGACUCUAUGUGGUCUGGCCCCUCCUCCCCUCUCCUGGUCAUUUUGUGCCACUCUCCUACCCAUGACGCUUCUUCUAGCCCUGUCUUCUUUCUUCUCCCUAACCUGCCCAAACUCUGCCUCUGCUGGCCUGUGCACCUGCUGUUCCCUUUCCUGACUCAGCCUUCCCCCUUAAGGCUUAGUUGAAACCUCAGCUCCUUAGAAAAGUUCUCCCCCUUUACCAUGUGUAAAUUUCCCCUGUGGCUGUAUCUCAGCACCCUCUUUGGUGUCUUUGUGGUUCUUUCCUGAGCUUCUCAUCAUUUUUAUUCAUUCCACAAGUAUUUAUCGAGCACCUUCUAUGUAUCAGGCACUGAAAGACAGUGAAGCAGGUGAACAAAUAAAUAAAUAAUAUAAUUAUGGUGCUACUUGAGUGCUCUGAUGACUCAGUGGUCAUGAUGUGAAAGAUGAUGUAAUCCUACCGUAUCAAGGUGUUUGAUUUAUAGCUCUGGGUAAACAUCGCCAGAGUUCUGAUGUGGGGGGACUCAGCUACUAUCAUUAAUAGUAGGUUAUGAAUAUGGUGACACCUGGUAGGCUUUUACUUAAAGAUCAACACACGAGUGUGGGGUGGGGGGGAAGAUGCCUCCAGUAACAACAACUCUUGCAAUAAUGUGGUACCAUUCAAGUGAGGCACCUCUCCAGGCCAGCGCACAAAUGGCUGUUGAGCCCCCAGAGAGAAAGGCAGAUAGAAAACAUCCGAAACCUUGCUAAGCUCAAUGUCAGAGAAAUCAUCUUGCUCUGUCCGCAAACAGAGAACUUGUUAAACUCAGUGGUUGAGUAAUAAAGUGUCCUGGGAGAGCUCUUGGGAACUCAGGUAAGGCUCACUGUUCACAUUUUACCCACCCACUGUUUCCCAAUUGUGGCUGAGUUUGAGUGCCGGGAGGUCUGAACCCUGAGGGUGGCUCCUGGCUUGCAGAGCGGGGAGAAUUUAGAGAUGUAAGGAGAUGGGACCACUGACGGAGUGGGAGGUGGAGGUGGACCACCUUGAGGGGUGAGAAUCGGGGAAUGGGCUCUUGGAAUAUCCUGGUGAAAUCAUGCCAAAAGGAACACUGCAGGGAACCAAGUGUAGGAAAACGAGUCACAAAGGGCAGCAGCUUUUGGCUUUGGUGCUGGUGGUGAGGGGUGGCAGAUCCCAAGGAAUGGCCAUAAAGUCUUCCAUAGUCUCUCUCUGCAGCUUGAAUCAGGAAUGGCCAUGCGAUUUGCUUUGGCCAACGGACCAAUAAGAAACAGGACAUGGGCAUCAACUUGAAGGUGCUUGUGCACUGGGGUUCUCCUUCUCUCGCUGCUGGGGAACCAUGUGGUGACUAGGAUGUGAAUAAGCCCCAGCUUGCCUGUGGGAUGGGAAGACCACGUGGGAGCAGAGAUGAGCUGUCCCAGAUGAGGCCCUCCCUGGAGGCCCCAGCCAACACACCAGCGGACCACAGAUGUUCGGGAGAACUCAGAGGACGUCAACCAAGCCGGCCCAGACUAGAAGAACUGCCCAGCCGACUCGCAGAAUCGCGGCUGUGUCUGUGCGUGACGCGGAGUUUAUCGGUGGCAAGGGGAAGCAGCCAAGCAUGGGAGGCAGGUGUCGUGAAUCCUGGUAUGAGCGGUUCCUGCAGCCCUGUCUGGUCGAACUGCUGGGCUCUGCCCUCUUCAUCUUCAUCGGGUGCCUGUCGGUCAUUGAGAACGGGCCGGACACUGGGCUGCUGCAGCCGGCCUUGGCCCACGGGCUGGCCCUGGGCCUCAUCAUCGCCACACUGGGGAAUAUCAGCGGUGGGCACUUCAACCCUGCGGUGUCCUUGGCGGCCAUGCUGAUCGGAGGCCUCAACCUGGUGAUGCUCCUUCCCUACUGGAUCUCCCAGCUGUGCGGGGGGCUGAUCGGGGCCGCCUUGGCCAAGGCAGUGAGUCCUGAAGACAGGUUCUGGAACGCGUCUGGGGCGGCCUUUGUGACGGUCCAGGAGCCGGGGCAGGUGGGGGGGGCGGUGGUGGUGGAGCUGAUCCUGACGACCCUGCUGGCACUGGCUGUUUGCAUGGGCGCCAUCAACGAGAAGACGCAGGGCCCUCUGGCUCCAUUCUCCAUUGGCUUUGCCGUCACCGUGGACAUCCUGGCCGGGGGUGCUGUGUCCGGAGCCUGCAUGAAUCCUGCCCGUGCCUUUGGACCUGCUGUGGUGGCCAAUCACUGGGACUUCCACUGGAUCUACUGGCUGGGCCCGCUCCUGGGGAGCCUCCUCGUAGGAGUGCUUAUCAGGUUCAUCAUUGGAGAUGGGAAAACCCGCCUAAUAUUUAAGGGACGAUGACCCUGGUGGCAUUGUUGCGGCCCCACCCAGAAUGCAGACAGGUCACCUUCUGCAUUUCCUGCCUGGGCAGAGGCCCAGAGGAGCCCCUCACUUGCUUCCCCCCAUGUGCGCCUGGCUUCCCAGAUAGACAGACUGCCGCUAAGUUCUGAGGAUGCUCUACGUUCUCUGAACUUCACUGUGCUCGGCGGAGACCUCAGCCUGGGGGGCGUGUUGCCAGCAUGAGGGAGAGGUCUUUCUCGGGAGGGAGGGUCCCAGGAGCUGAAUAGGUGGCUGUUUGUGCGCAGGAGUUCACUGCCCCCGGCCCCCUCUCCUUCUCCUUCUUCGCUGUUACAGAAGGGCCUUCAGGGGGUUUCCCUGCUUCCUGAGCUGCCACUUUAGCUUUGCAAUAAAUAGUCCACUAUUUC
Lynx canadensis (Canada lynx) is the source of this 3422-nucleotide messenger RNA. It is a transcript of the gene AQP8, whose product is annotated as aquaporin 8. Gene Ontology annotation, molecular function: water channel activity. Gene Ontology annotation, cellular component: plasma membrane. The record is from RefSeq and is a predicted model, not a curated record. The transcript has 6 exons. The coding region runs from base 2164 to 3018 and encodes 284 amino acids. NCBI's taxonomy places the organism in Eukaryota, Metazoa, Chordata, Mammalia, Carnivora, Felidae. Gene Ontology annotation, biological process: transmembrane transport; water transport.